AUGGGGCGAGGGCAGGAAGUGACAAGCUCACGGAGUGGGUGGGGGGAGUGUGGCCGGCACGCCCGGCAGCGCGGCGCGCAUGCGCUGGGCGGGCAGCCCCGGUGGGGAGGCGACGCGCGGGGCCGGCCUCGGGGGGAGACUGCGGGGCUGGCGGCGCUGAGGACGGCGGGGGAAGCUGGCGGGCCUGGCUGGCGCGCGCCCGUGCGCCCUCCCGCCCGCGACUGCGGAGCGCCUGCCGGAGGCUGCGUGCGCCCGGAGCGUCUGGUGCGAGAAAUUGCUCAGAACUUCAAAACAGACCUGCGCUUCCAGAGGGCAGCUAUUGGUGCUUUGCAGAAGGCAAGUGAGGCCCAUCUGGUUGGCCUUUUUGAAGAUACCAGCCUGUGUGCUAUCCAUGCCAAACGUGUAACAAUUAUGCCAAAAGACAUCCAGCUAGCACACCACACACGCGGAGAACGUGCUUAA
Messenger RNA from Rattus norvegicus (Norway rat), 462 nucleotides. Lineage: Eukaryota; Metazoa; Chordata; Mammalia; Rodentia; Muridae. The record is from RefSeq and is a predicted model, not a curated record.